CAUAGGUGUAGCAACGGAGAGAGAGAGAGGGUACUGGAGAGGACGUUGUCUUGUGCACAGGUAGUGAGUGUGUGGAACCAUGUCUGGUCGUACUCGGCAGAGGAAGAAGGCGACGGGGAGCACACGGAGUGCCCGACCUGCCGCAAAGUCGAGCGGAGGUGGUGGCCAGCGGAAGGGACGGAGCGGUGGGCGACGCGGAGACGAUCGUGCCGAACGGGGGGAGCGCGGCGUGGCGGCGGGAGACGGUGCGGGACAGGACGAGGCGGAGACGGGCAUCUUCCUGCAUCGGGCGACAGGCGCGGUGUACAAGGGUGAGACCGUUGUGAACAGCGCAGGCAUGCCUGUGCGGCACGGCAAGGGCGAGUGGAUCGACGGCGAGGCCAAGUAUGAGGGCGAGUUCCGCAAUGAUGUCAUGCACGGCAAGGGAUCGUACACGUACCCGUCGGGCGCAUCAUAUUCGGGCGAUUGGGCCGACGGCAAGUACUCAGGCCAGGGCACGUACCAGUGGCCAGAUGGUUCGUUUUACCAAGGCUCGUUUGUGGCCAACGCCAUCCACGGCGAGGGCAAGUUUGUCGACGCUGCCGGCCGCGAGUGGUCCGGCUCGUACUACAACAACGUCGGCCCGGGCCUGGUCCACGACGAGUACGAGUGAACACCGACCCGCCUGUGCAGAUCUUUGAGCCAUCGCGCCAUUGUGAGGGCGAUCACGACUUGAGCUCCGGACUCGGCCCACACCUUGCGCUACAAGACUGUAAACCUGCCGACUUGGCCCG
Thecamonas trahens ATCC 50062 is the source of this 773-nucleotide messenger RNA. RefSeq lists its product as uncharacterized. The record is from RefSeq and is a predicted model, not a curated record. The coding region runs from base 80 to 652 and encodes 190 amino acids. NCBI's taxonomy places the organism in Eukaryota, Apusomonadida, Apusomonadidae. The transcript has 2 exons.